Dicentrarchus labrax (European seabass) is the source of this 2419-nucleotide messenger RNA. RefSeq lists its product as uncharacterized. The transcript is spliced from 11 exons. The record is from RefSeq and is a predicted model, not a curated record. The coding region runs from base 621 to 1844 and encodes 407 amino acids. NCBI's taxonomy places the organism in Eukaryota, Metazoa, Chordata, Actinopteri, Moronidae.
CAAAAUCUACAUUGAUUUGGUUCAAAAACCAAGAAUGAAUGUAUAUUAAUUAAUAAAUAAACAGAUGCUUUUAUGUAUAAUAGCAAAGAAUGAGAAACAAUUACCCUGUGUAACCCUUUUUAUAGAUUUUGUGUAAAAUAAAGUUUAUAGGACAUGCUGUAGGUUUUUAUUUACUUUGGUAUCCUGGUGAUAGAGAUAUUUAAAAGCAAGAUAUGUUUUUGUUAAGAUAUACAUUUUUUUGAUGCAUUUAGGAGGCAGAGACACAAUGCCACCAUUUCUAUGAAUAAAAAUCAACAAUCAUUUUGCAUUUAAACAGAAUAUCCAUUAUGGAAGAAAAUGACAUUAUACAACACUAACAAUACACUGAUAAGCCACACAACAACACAUAACAUAGAGGGUUACAUGUUACUGAAAAAUAAUAUUAGGCUCAACCUCUGUGGGAGGAGCAGGAAUACAGAGAGAUUGACAUACAACAGGCUGCCCAACCCUUUUGGUUGGAUUUUAACAGAUUCUUCUUCACAUGAGACCAACUCUGAAUAACAUCCAAAGGACAUUUUAUUUUCACUUCACUGGAUUUUUAAAAAAUAUUUUCUCUCCUUAAGAUCACUAGUUAGAAAACCAUGUUGAUCUUUCAGAGCUUUGUAAUUUGGUGUCUUCUAGUAUCAGACCUUCAGAUUUUUGCCACUGCGUUGGAAACCUGUAAGACAGCCUGGUUGGAUGAAGGGGAUCCUUCCACAUAUGGGGACUCAGAGCUCUUGAGUGACUUGAGAAGGAAGCACUGGACGAAGAUCUGCUCCAACCCAGUAGACAUGGAGGCUCAGACGGUUGCUGGAGUCAAGUCGCAGUACACCAGGAACACCUUCCACACCUACAGUGCAUCAGAGGGCCUUUUGUGCCUUAACACAGAACAGAAAUGGAGACAGUGUGACGAUUAUCAGGUCAAGUUCACCUGCACGGGACAGUUCUGCUCAGAGUGUAGGACGCGCUGGUUUGAUCAUGAUGACCCAACAGGAAAUGGAGACUAUGAGGUCCUCAGUGACUUCCUAAACAUAUACCCGAGAGAACUCUGCCCUGAGCCAAUAGCCAUUGAGGUCCAGACCAUCUCUGGAGAGCCUGCCUCCAACACCUCCGAUACUUUUCUAAAUUAUGAUGCCACCUAUGGGUUUGCCUGUGUAAAUGCAGAUCAGGGAAGCCGGACUUGUGAAGAUUACAGAGUCAGAUUUACCUGUCCAAAAGAGUUCUGUGAAGUGUCAGAGCAGUGUCGAACUCAGUGGCUGAACAGUGAUAACCCGUCAGAGGAGGGUGAUGUGGAGUCCAUACUUCGGUUACUGACAACUUUCCCGGGUCAAGUCUGUAGAAACCCGAUCAGCAUUGAGGCCAAGACAGCAAGUGGACUAUCUGCCCUACGCACUGGAGACACCUACCUGUCCUAUGAUGUUACUUUUGGCUUUGCAUGCAUCAAUAAAGAACAGAGGAGUAAACAAUGUGAGGAUUAUCAAGUGAUACUGACCUGUCCUUCAGAUUUCUGUCAGGGUUGUAGGACACGCUGGUUCGACAUGGACAAUCCCACAGGGCAGGGGGACUAUGAGACCCUCCUCCGGGUGCAGCUGAUAUAUCCCAGUCAGGUCUGCUCCCAGCCUGUGGCCAUUGAAGCCAUGACAGUGUCUGGCGUCCCUGCACACAAGACUGGUGAUGUCUUUCAAGUAUAUGACGCUACUCGUGGCUUUUCCUGUGUGAAUGCUGAGCAGCCCGGUGGAAAACACUGUGAAGACUACAAGAUCCGCUUUACAUGCCCACUGGAUUUCUGCUCUGUUGUAAACGAUCAGUGGUCAACACUUUUUUAGGGGAUUUACUGUUGGUGCAGGACAUUUAGUAACUGUUAAGACAAUAUGUUAAAUCAUCAGCUAACAUCAUAUUUAGCAUUUGUUAAUGUAUACUGUAUAAUUAUUUCCAGACUUGGGGAGUAACGGAUUACAUGUAACUGAGUACCGUAAUCCAGAUACAAAAAAACAGAAAACAGUUAUUCAUUGCAGUUACAUAAAAAAACGUAAUCAGAUUACAGUUACAUUUAGCAAAAAUGGGGAUUAUUUAGCAGGCUUACAAUUUUAAUAUACAUCAGGUUUUCUUUAAAAAUACACUGAGCAGAUGACACAUGUUUGAUGCUAAAAAUCUUUCCAUUUUCUUUUCACAGAUAACAUUGUUCUGUUGUCUUAAAUACAUUUGCAUCCAUACUACUUAUUGAUAUUUCUUUUCUCUUGUUUUUAUUUACAUACUUGUUGUUGAGGUAAUCCAAAAGUAACAGAAUGCAAUCAAGUUACAUUACUUUAAUAUUGUGAUACUUGGAUUAGGUUACUGACUACCUUUUUUAACAUUUAAUUAGAAAUUGUAUCCGAUUAAAUUUUUAAAGUAACCCUUCUAA